AUGGCGGCCCCGAAGCAGUCCGAGGCCGGGCCCUUGGUGGGGGCCGUGGUCCAGGGCACCAACUCCUCCAGCUUCCUGGUUUUCAACUCGAGAACGGCGGAGCUGGUCAGCCACCACCAGGUGGAGCUGUCGCAGGAGUUUCCGCGCGAGGGGUGGGUGGAGCAGGACCCCAAGGAGAUCAUGAGGUCGGUGUACGAGUGCAUAGAGGCGGUGUGCGCGCAGCUGGGCGAGCGCGGCCUGGCCGCGGCCGACGUCAAGGCCGUGGGCAUCAGCAACCAGCGGGAGACCACGCUGGUCUGGGACAGGGCCACCGGGGAGCCCCUGUACAACGCCGUGGCCUGGCUGGACGUGCGCACGCAGGCCACGGUGGAGGCGCUGGGCAGGCGGAUCCCGGGCCACAGCAACUUCGUCAAGUCCAAGACCGGCCUCCCGCUCAGCACCUACUUCAGCGCCGUGAAGCUGCGCUGGCUGCUGGACAACGUGGAGGCGGUGCAGGCGGCCGUGGAAGAGGGCCGCGCCCUGUUCGGCACCGUCGAUUCCUGGCUCAUCUGGAACUUGACGGGAGGCGUCGACGGCGGCGUCCACUGCACCGACGUGACCAACGCGAGCAGGACGAUGCUCUUCAACAUCCACUCCCUGGAAUGGGACAAGCAGCUCUGCGGCUUCUUUGACAUUUCCAUGAGCAUCCUUCCCACCGUCUGCAGUUCGUCCGAGAUCUACGGCAACGUGAAAGCUGGGUCCCUAGAGGGGGUGCCGAUAUCGGGGUGCCUGGGGGACCAGUCUGCUGCGCUGGUGGGACAGAUGUGCUUCCAGGAAGGACAGGCCAAAAACACCUAUGGAACGGGUUGUUUCUUGCUGUGUAAUACCGGCCGUAAGUGUGUGUUUUCUGACCGUGGCCUCCUGACCACAGUGGCUUAUAAAUUAGGCAGAGACAAGCCCGUGUGUUACGCCCUGGAAGGCUCUGUGGCCAUAGCAGGUGCUGUGAUUCGCUGGCUAAAGGACAACCUUGGAAUUAUAAAGACCUCAGAAGAAAUUGAAAAACUUGCUAAAGAAGCAGGCACUUCUUACGGCUGCUACUUCAUCCCAGCCUUUUCAGGGCUAUAUGCACCUUACUGGGAUCCCAGUGCAAGAGGGAUCAUCUGUGGGCUCACUCAGUUCACCAAUAAAACUCAUAUUGCUUUUGCUGCAUUAGAAGCUGUGUGUUUCCAGACCCGAGAGAUUUUGGAUGCCAUGAACCGUGACUGUGGAAUUCCACUCAGUCAUUUGCAGGUAGAUGGAAAAAUGACCACCAACAAAAUUCUUAUGCAACUCCAAGCAGACAUUCUGCAUAUUCCAGUAAUAAAGCCCAUUGUGCCUGAAAUAACGGCACUGGGGGCUGCCAUGGCAGCAGGAACUGCCGAAGGGGUGGACAUUUGGAGUCUUAAACCUGAGGAUUUGUCAGCCCUCGUGAUGGAGCGGGUUGAGCCGCAGAUCAAUGCCACGGAAAGCGAAAGUCGUUAUGCUACCUGGAAGAAAGCUACCAUGAAGUCGGUGGGUUGGGUUACAACUCAGUCUCCUGAAAGUGCUGAAUCUCCUGCCUUCUCUAGUCUGCCCUUGGGCUUUUUCAUAGUGUCUAGCAUGAUGAUACUAAUUGGAGCAAGGUACAUCUCAGGUAUACCAUAUUAA
This is a messenger RNA of Miniopterus natalensis, 1665 nucleotides long. RefSeq names its product glycerol kinase 2 (gene GK2). NCBI's taxonomy places the organism in Eukaryota, Metazoa, Chordata, Mammalia, Chiroptera, Miniopteridae. Gene Ontology annotation, cellular component: mitochondrion. Gene Ontology annotation, molecular function: glycerol kinase activity. Gene Ontology annotation, biological process: glycerol-3-phosphate biosynthetic process; phosphorylation; glycerol metabolic process. The record is from RefSeq and is a predicted model, not a curated record.